UGCUAGCUAAAAUCUUCAUGUUAUCGUCAUUGCUGUUAUUACGUUUUUAAAGCCGUCACGGCGCGUGUUCACGUGACAAAUUUGGCGCGAAAAGAUUGUGUUAAUUGUUCACAGAUCUAACUUACUUUCCUAGUAAUAAUAUUACUAUUGUUAGAAAUUGUGGGAUUUAAGUUGAGAAAAUUAGUAUAAUAAGAUGGAUGUUGCUGAACAACGUAUUGGGCAAGUUCAUGUAAAAGAUGAGGUUGGAGAUCGUUGUCAAAAGUUGUUCCAAGAUUUUCUUGAAGAGUACCAAAACGAAGCUCAUGAGCUAAAAUAUUUGGAAGAUGCAAAGCAGUUAGUGAAGCCUGAAAGAAAUACACUUCAGGUUAAUUUUCAAGAUGUUGAAAAGUUUAACCAAAAUCUGGCAACUACUAUUCAAGAAGAAUAUUAUAGGGUAUAUCCUUAUUUAUGUCGAGCUGUCAGAAAUUUUGUCAAGGACCAAGCACAAGUGAAUGUACUAAAAGAUUUCUAUGUUAGUUUUACAGAUGUAUUCUCAAGACACAAGGUUCGAGAGCUAACUACAACAAAAAUAGGUAGCCUUUUGCGCAUAACCGGUCAAGUUGUCCGAACCCACCCUGUCCAUCCAGAACUAGUUAGUGGAACAUUCACUUGUCUUGACUGUCAGACAGUUAUUAAAGAUGUUAUACAACAAUUCAAAUAUACACAGCCAACAAUUUGUCGAAAUCCAGUUUGCAGCAACCGUGCAAGGUUCAUGUUGGAUAUAAACCAUUCUAGAUUUGUAGAUUUCCAGAAAAUUCGUAUUCAAGAAACACAGGCAGAACUUCCUCGGGGCAGUAUUCCAAGAAGUGUUGAGGUUAUUUUGAGAGCAGAAGCAGUUGAAAAGGCUCAGGCUGGAGAUCGAUGUGACUUCACUGGAACAUUAGUGGUUGUGCCUGACAUUAGUCAGCUGGCAACACCAGGUGUUCGCACAGAAAGCAGUGUACGACAUAAAGGGAUGGAAGGAUUUGAAACAGAAGGAGUUAGAGGUUUGAAAGCUUUGGGAGUAAGAGACCUGUCUUACAGACUUGCAUUUCUAGCAUGUGCUGUCACUCCUACAAAUCUAAAGUUUGGAGGAAUUGAUUUUCAUCCUGAAGAAAUAAGUGCAGAAUCUGUGAAGAAGCAAAUGACUCCUCAAGAGUGGGAGAAAGUCUACAACAUGAGUAGAGACAAAAAUCUGUAUCACAAUCUCACCUCUAGCCUGUUUCCUACUGUUCAUGGGAAUGAUGAAGUAAAGCGAGGUGUUUUGUUGAUGCUGUUUGGAGGUGUACCUAAAAGCACUGUGGAGGGAACAUCUCUAAGAGGUGACAUUAAUGUUUGUAUAGUAGGAGACCCAAGUACUGCUAAGAGCCAGUUUCUCAAGCAUGUAGCAGAUUUUUCCCCUAGAGCUGUGUACACCAGUGGGAAGGCAUCAUCUGCUGCCGGUCUUACUGCUGCUGUUGUGAGAGAUGAAGAAUCAGGUGAAUUUGUCAUUGAAGCUGGGGCUUUAAUGCUAGCUGACAAUGGUGUGUGUUGUAUUGAUGAAUUUGACAAAAUGGAACAGAGAGACCAAGUUGCUAUUCAUGAAGCUAUGGAACAACAGACAAUCUCCAUUACAAAGGCAGGAGUUAAAGCUACUCUAAAUGCCAGAACAUCUAUACUUGCUGCAGCAAACCCUGUAGGUGGACGUUAUGAUCGAACAAAAUCUCUAAAACAGAAUAUUAGUCUUUCAGCACCAAUAAUGUCUCGUUUUGAUCUCUUCUUCAUUUUGAUCGAUGAGUGUAAUGAGGUAACUGAUUAUGCUAUAGCUCGUCGCAUUGUGGACUUACACACCAAUAAUGAAUUAUCUAUAGAUAGAGUAUAUACAGUGGAAGAGAUUCAGCGUUACAUGACGUUUGCUCGACAGUUUAAACCAAAGAUUAAUAAGGAUUCUGAAGAGUACUUAGUGGAACAGUAUCGACACCUGAGACAAAGAGACACAGCUGGUCUAUCAAAGUCUUCCUGGAGAAUCACUGUAAGGCAGUUAGAGAGUAUGAUCCGACUCUCUGAAGCUAUGGCUCGAAUGCACUGUUCUGAUGUGGUACAUCCAAAGCAUGCUAAAGAAGCUUUUAGACUUUUGAACAAGUCUAUUAUACGAGUUGAACAGCCUGAUAUACACCUGUAUGAAGAACAUGAUGAUGAUGGGCAAGUAGAUGAAAAUGGUGUCAAUGGAAUUGUAAAUGGUGAUAUUCAGGAAACUGUAGAGGAUAUUGAUGCAGAAAAGGAGAUGCAACCACAGAAAAAGGGACUAAAGCUAUCAUACGAACAGUACAAAGCUAUGUCAAACAUGUUAAUCAUGCAUCUACGGCGAGAGGAGACAAGAAUUGAAGAAGAGGAUGGUGAAGGGUACAGAAGAACAGAUCUUGUAAACUGGUACCUUAAAGAAAUUGAAAGUGAUAUAGAAAAUGAGCAAGAACUGUGUGAAAAGAAGACCUUGGUUGAAAAAGUCAUUGACAGACUUACUUUCCAUGACCAGGUAAUCAUUCCAUUGUCUAAAGUUGGCCUGAAGGGUGAGGAAGAAAUGGAAGAUGAUGACCGAAUUCUUGUUGUGCAUCCAAACUAUGUUCCUGAAGAUUUUUAGUUGUAAAAAAUCUACACACACACACACACACACAUGUAUAUAUAUAUAUUUUUUUAACCUUCAGAACAGAAGUCUUUGAAUUUUUUUGUGCUAUAACCUAAUGUAAAACCAUUUAACAGUUGUUAAUGCGAUUGUGAUCAGUUAUAUUUGUUGUCAUAAGACAGUAGUAUUAGGCUUAUUGUAGUAUUAAAAAUACUAUUGUCUUAUGAAAAAUAUAACUGCUUAAAACCACUUCAAAAUUUUCCUUCAUUAGCUAUUUUUAUACAUCUAUUGAAAGAUUAAAAUGACAACUUUAUAUAAUAUAGUACAUCUGUAUUUCAUAUGUUUAAAAAUAAUUCAAACGUUUAUAGCCUUUUAAUCUAUUUAUGUUCUUUUUAUUAUGGGAAAUUAAUUUUUCCAAUUCAUUAAUCACAUAUUAAUUUUGUUGAGUAAAAAUACUAAAAAUAGGACUAAUUAUUAUAUAAACCCCUGAAACCAAAAAACAAUUUUCAAGCCUGUUUCGAUUUCUUUAAUAAUAUUAUGUCUGUUGCUUUUUGAAAGUACUGAACUUUUUGUUUUUUUUUAACAUGGAUAUGUCUUAGUUAUUUAGAGAAAUUGAGAUGUAAGUUACUUGUAAAUAUCACCCCAUAACUGUAUUAGAUUAAAUGGUAUUAUAAUUUUGAAUCAGUUUUGUUGGCAGAUUACGUUUUAGUUACACAAAGAUACAUGGAGUAAAGUAACCUUCAAUACUAUCUAAAAAUUUUAAAAUCUUGAUGAUCCGUCUAAAUACUGGAAUAAAAGAGAUUCUACACAGUCAAAUUUAGUUGUAAAAAACAUUGUGCAAGCUUAACAAUGAACUAAAAAUUUCAAAUUUUGAAGGAGAGGAAAAGAAAUUUCAAAUUUUAGGUAAUCAAAUAAAGGCAGUAGAAAGUUCAGUUUGUUUUUCUUUAGUACUAAAAUCACAGAACAUUUAUUUUUUUUAAA
This is a messenger RNA of Limulus polyphemus (Atlantic horseshoe crab), 3598 nucleotides long. RefSeq names its product zygotic DNA replication licensing factor mcm6-B-like (gene Mcm6). Gene Ontology annotation, cellular component: MCM complex; nucleus. The record is from RefSeq and is a predicted model, not a curated record. The transcript has 18 exons. Gene Ontology annotation, molecular function: ATP binding; single-stranded DNA binding; single-stranded 3'-5' DNA helicase activity. Gene Ontology annotation, biological process: DNA replication initiation; mitotic DNA replication; double-strand break repair via break-induced replication. NCBI's taxonomy places the organism in Eukaryota, Metazoa, Arthropoda, Merostomata, Xiphosura, Limulidae. The coding region runs from base 194 to 2635 and encodes 813 amino acids.